AGGGUCCCCGGUCUCAGGCGAUGCACCCUGGGCUCCUGCAGUUUCCUGCCUGGGCGCGGCGGUGUCCGCCCCAGCCUGCAGCGCUGCGCAGCGCAGAGGAGAAACGCGAUAGGAGGCAGCAGCUGGCCUCCCACCACCCUAAAAAUAAUCCACCCGCCGGCUGCCGACCGACCCGGGAGGGAAACUUGUCGUCCCAUGGAGUGCGUGAGCUCCUCGGCUUGCUACAGAACGACCACAGACCACUGGGAGGAGUCCCUGGCUGAGCUGGGUGUACUGGUUUGAAAGUUACGGCUUCAGACUGUGGGCUGGCGUUUGGAAGGUAGUUGAAGUGACCGGUAGGGGGACCGAGCACAGAAGCCAAGCUCAAGGCUAACCAGAUCAGGAGAAAUGAGUCUGUCUUUCUGUGGGAACAACAUCUCCUCCUAUAACAUCUAUCACGGUGUUCUCCAGAACCCCUGCUUUGUGGAUGCCCUCAACCUGGUCCCUCACGUCUUCCUGCUGUUCAUCACCUUCCCGAUACUGUUCAUCGGAUGGGGGAGUCAAAGCUCGAAGGUGCAAAUCCAUCACAACACGUGGCUUCACUUUCCGGGACACAACCUGAGAUGGAUUCUGACAUUCGCUCUCCUGUUCGUCCAUGUUUGCGAGAUAGCAGAAGGCAUUGUUUCCGACUCGCGGCGGGAGUCCAGGCAUCUCCACCUUUUCAUGCCGGCCGUGAUGGGAUUUGUUGCCACUACAACGUCCAUCGUGUAUUAUCACAAUAUUGAAACAUCAAAUUUCCCUAAAUUACUUUUAGCUUUAUUCCUGUACUGGGUAAUGGCCUUCAUCACGAAGACGAUAAAGUUGGUCAAAUACUGGCAGUUGGGGUGGGGAAUGUCAGAUCUGCGCUUCUGCAUCACCGGCGUGAUGGUAAUCUUGAAUGGGCUGCUGAUGGCGGUGGAGAUCAAUGUCAUCCGGGUCAGAAGAUAUGUUUUCUUCAUGAAUCCUCAGAAAGUGAAGCCUCCAGAAGACCUCCAGGACCUGGGUGUGAGGUUCCUCCAGCCAUUUGUGAACUUACUGUCCAAAGCUACAUACUGGUGGAUGAACACGCUGAUCAUAUCUGCUCAUAGGAAGCCUAUUGAUCUGAAGGCCAUCGGAAAGUUGCCCAUAGCAAUGAGGGCAGUGACAAACUAUGUCUGCCUGAAGGAUGCCUAUGAAGAGCAAAAGAAAAAGGUUGCAGACCAUCCAAAUCGGACCCCAUCCAUAUGGCUGGCCAUGUACAGAGCCUUCGGGAGACCAAUCUUGCUGAGCAGCACGUUCCGAUACUUGGCUGACUUGCUGGGGUUUGCUGGUCCUCUCUGUAUUUCUGGAAUAGUCCAGCGUGUGAAUGAAACCAAGAAUGGAACAAAUAACACUACAGGAAUUUCAGAGACACUGUCAUCGAAGGAAUUUCUGGAAAACGCCUAUGUGCUGGCGGUCUUGCUCUUCCUGGCCCUUAUUCUGCAAAGGACAUUUCUGCAGGCUUCCUACUAUGUCACCAUAGAGACUGGCAUCAACCUCCGUGGGGCUCUGCUGGCUAUGAUAUACAAUAAAAUCCUUCGGCUCUCUACUUCCAACCUAUCCAUGGGCGAGAUGACCCUGGGACAGAUCAACAACUUGGUUGCCAUAGAAACCAACCAGCUCAUGUGGUUCUUGUUCCUGUGUCCCAAUCUGUGGGCCAUGCCCGUUCAGAUCAUAAUGGGGGUGAUCCUGCUGUACAACUUGCUCGGAUCCAGCGCGCUGGUUGGCGCUGCUGUCAUUGUGCUCCUUGCGCCGAUUCAAUAUUUCAUAGCCACGAAGCUGGCCGAGGCCCAGAAGAGCACACUGGAUUAUUCCACCGAGAGGCUGAAAAAGACAAAUGAGAUCCUGAAAGGCAUCAAGCUCCUUAAACUGUACGCCUGGGAGCACAUUUUCUGCAAAAGUGUGGAAGAGACGCGGAUGAAGGAGCUCUCCAGCCUCAAAACCUUCGCGCUCUACACGUCACUCUCCAUCUUCAUGAAUGCAGCGAUCCCCAUCGCAGCUGUUCUUGCAACGUUUGUGACACACGCGUAUGCCAGCGGGAACAGCCUGAAGCCUGCAGAGGCCUUUGCUUCUCUGUCCCUCUUCCAUAUCCUCGUCACGCCGCUCUUCCUGCUGUCCACCGUGGUCAGGUUUGCCGUCAAAGCCAUCAUCAGCGUUCAGAAGCUGAAUGAGUUUCUCUUGAGUGAUGAGAUUGGCGAGGACAGCUGGAGGACGGCGGAGGGCUCGCUGCCGUUUGAGUCCUGUAAAAAGCACACUGGAGUGCAAUCAAAACCGAUAAACAGGAAGCAGCCUGGAAGAUACCACCUAGACAGCUAUGAGCAAUCACGCCGCCUCCGGCCUGCAGAGACAGAGGAUAUUGCAAUAAGGGUGACAAAUGGAUACUUCUCAUGGGGCAGUGGUUUAGCUACAUUAUCCAAUAUUGACAUUCGAAUUCCAACAGGUCAGUUAACCAUGAUCGUGGGUCAAGUGGGGUGUGGCAAAUCAUCUCUUCUCCUUGCCAUCCUUGGAGAGAUGCAAACCCUGGAAGGAAAAGUCUACUGGAGCAACGUAAAUGAAUCUGAGCCUUCUUUUGAAGCAGCCCGAAGCAGAAGCAGGUAUUCUGUGGCUUAUGCUGCCCAGAAGCCCUGGCUCCUAAAUGCUACGGUGGAGGAAAACAUCACCUUUGGGAGUCCUUUCAACAGACAGAGGUACAAAGCUGUCACCGACGCCUGCUCUCUUCAGCCGGAUAUUGAUUUGUUACCAUUUGGAGACCAAACUGAAAUUGGAGAGAGGGGCAUUAACCUGAGUGGGGGUCAGAGACAAAGGAUCUGUGUUGCCCGGGCACUCUACCAAAACACUAACAUUGUCUUCUUGGAUGACCCAUUCUCUGCCCUGGACAUCCACCUGAGUGACCACUUGAUGCAGGAAGGGAUUCUGAAGUUUCUCCAAGAUGACAAGAGGACGGUUGUUCUUGUGACUCACAAGUUGCAGUACCUGACACAUGCUGACUGGAUCAUAGCCAUGAAGGAUGGGAGUGUGCUAAGAGAAGGGACUUUGAAAGACAUUCAGACCAAAGAUGUGGAGCUUUAUGAACACUGGAAAACUCUCAUGAAUCGACAAGAUCAAGAAUUAGAAAAGGACAUGGAAGCCGACCAGACCACGCUGGAGAGGAAGACACUCCGAAGAGCUAUGUACUCAAGGGAGGCCAAGGCGCAGAUGGAAGAUGAAGACGAAGAGGAAGAGGAGGAGGAAGACGAUGAUGACAACAUGUCAACCGUGAUGAGACUCAGGACCAAGAUGCCCUGGAAGACCUGUUGGUGGUACCUCACUUCGGGAGGGUUUUUCUUGCUCUUCCUCAUGAUGUUCUCCAAGCUCUUGAAGCACUCAGUGAUUGUGGCCAUAGACUACUGGCUGGCUACAUGGACAUCCGAGUACAGUAUAAACCAUACUGGGAAAGCUGACCAGACUUUCUAUGUGGCUGGAUUUAGCAUUCUCUGCGGAGCGGGCAUUUUCCUUUGCCUCGUCACCUCUCUCACUGUGGAAUGGAUGGGCCUUACAGCUGCCAAGAACCUCCACUACAAUCUCCUUAAUAAGAUAAUCCUUGGGCCAAUAAGGUUCUUUGAUACCACACCCUUGGGACUGAUUCUCAAUCGGUUCUCUGCUGAUACUAACAUCAUUGACCAGCACAUCCCUCCAACCUUGGAAUCGCUGACCCGCUCCACCCUGCUCUGCUUGUCUGCCAUCGGGAUGAUCUCCUACGCUACGCCCGUGUUCCUUGUCGCCCUAGUGCCCCUCGGCGUCGCCUUUUACUUCAUCCAGAAAUACUUCCGAGUUGCUUCUAAGGAUCUCCAGGAGCUUGAUGACAGCACCCAGCUCCCCCUGCUUUGCCACUUCUCGGAGACGGCUGAAGGGCUCACCACCAUUCGGGCCUUCAGGCAUGAAACCAGAUUCAAGCAACGCAUGCUAGAGCUAACAGACACGAACAACAUUGCCUACUUAUUUCUCUCGGCUGCCAACAGAUGGCUGGAGGUCAGGACGGACUACCUGGGAGCUUGCAUCGUCCUCACAGCAUCCAUCGCGUCCAUCAGCGGAUCUUCCAACUCUGGACUAGUGGGUCUGGGGCUUCUGUACGCCCUCACGAUAACCAAUUAUUUGAAUUGGGUUGUGCGGAACUUGGCUGACUUGGAGGUCCAGAUGGGUGCGGUGAAGAAAGUGAACAGUUUCUUGACUAUGGAGUCUGAGAACUACGAAGGCACCAUGGAUCCUUCUCAAGUUCCAGAACAUUGGCCACAGGAAGGCGAGAUCAAGAUUCAUGAUCUAUGUGUCAGAUAUGAAAAUAACCUGAAGCCCGUUCUGAAACACGUCAAGGCUUACAUCAAACCUGGGCAGAAGGUGGGCAUUUGUGGUCGCACUGGCAGUGGGAAGUCGUCCUUGUCUCUGGCAUUCUUCAGAAUGGUCGACAUAUUUGACGGAAAGAUAGUCAUCGAUGGGAUAGACAUCUCCAAGCUUCCCCUGCACACGUUGCGUUCCAGACUGUCCAUUAUUCUCCAGGACCCCAUCCUGUUCAGCGGGUCCAUCAGAUUUAACUUGGAUCCUGAGUGCAAGUGCACGGAUGACAGGCUCUGGGAGGCUCUAGAGAUCGCCCAGCUGAAGAACAUGGUGAAAUCUCUUCCAGGAGGCUUAGAUGCCACUGUCACUGAAGGUGGAGAGAAUUUCAGCGUCGGACAGAGACAGCUGUUUUGCUUGGCCAGGGCCUUCGUGAGAAAAAGCAGUAUACUCAUCAUGGACGAAGCCACAGCCUCCAUUGACAUGGCCACGGAAAAUAUUUUGCAGAAAGUGGUAAUGACAGCCUUUGCGGACCGCACAGUCGUGACCAUAGCUCACCGGGUUCACACCAUUCUGACGGCAGACCUGGUUAUCGUGAUGAAGCGAGGAAACAUUUUGGAAUACGACACCCCAGAGAGCCUCUUGGCCCAGGAAGAUGGAGUCUUUGCCUCGUUCGUCCGUGCAGACAUGUGAAGGGAAGCCUUCAACACUACUCGGAUCUAAAUGCCUGCAGUCAGCCCACCCCAGGGAGCCUCACCCUUGGCCUUCAUAGGGCAGCAGCAAGAAACCUGGGCAGAUUUCUGUAUGGAAAAGUUGAAGCUUCCGUGUCCUGCUUUGGUUUAACAGUUUCCUAAGACACACUUAUCGUAGGUUCACCAGGGAUUCUUUUUCUGAUGAUCAGGCCGGGUUAGAAUGGCAGGCUAUGUUAAAACAUGCAAGCUACUUUAAGAGGUAAAUCAGUUUGAGUUGAGUCUGGGCAGUGUCUGUCAUACAUGGGAGUUGGAGUGAGUAAUCUAUAUUACCACCCUCUUCCCCGGAAGGCUAACCUUGCCUCGCUGUUGGGGUGACCUGUAGGAAGAGAGUAAAAGAAAACUCAUUUUUGAACGAGAUACUCAAGUCCAUGUAUCCGCCUUAGAAUAUUUUCUGCGCUCUUAACGUUUUUUUUUUUUUUAACUUUUCCCCUUUUACAUAAUUUCCUGUCACCAAGAAUUAUCACAUUUUUGGUACCUCUCUGUAAAACCAACCUCUUAUAAGAGAAGGAUCAUGACAAGAGUUUGAAUAUUUGAAAACAUUAUACUUGUUUCCAUUUUCCUCUGUCCAAUAAACAGGAAGUUCAAGUUAGGUUCAGUCCUUUAGCAAGGGGUCAGUUAAGCUUUCUGGAGUUUAAUUCUUUGUCAGCAAGGUAAUGACUCUGAACCCUGAAAUGCUAUAUUAUUCAGGAUCCAAAGGAAUAUAGGUAAAUGGCCUUAUCCAUCACUCACACCAUAUAUGUAUGUGUAUAUAUAUAUGCAUAUAUAUAUUCAUGUCACAUAUAUGCAUAUAUAUAUAUUCUUGUCACAUCUCAGCUGUAUGCUAACCUUGGCACGUGCUCAUUCCUCAAGGGUACCAGCUAUUCCCUACAAUACAUCUCUGUGGGAGGGAUUAUACAGACAGUGAUUGUUUAUUUUCCACUUGGCAAAUUUCACCCAUAGACAUGGAUGACAUACACGUGGCCAUUUGUCCUGUUCUAAUUUUAGUGCACAAGAGUAUACCAGAAAUAUGCAGGAUAUUAGGUGUCCUGUUUCACUUAAAGGCGAACUCACUGAACAUUAGCUUCCCUGUGAUUCUAGCUACCACAGUUCCUGUAACCCUUGCCCAUCUGCUACGAGCAUUGCUGAGUUUCCUAGGGGGGAGGGGGAUCUUCACACAUUACAAGAUCUCAAGGACUUGUAAUUGAUGGGGAAUGUAUUUGUUUCAAGACUUUAUAUGCUUGUAUAUCAACAUAUAUAUCCAGGUGCAGAACCCUAAUGUGAGAAGUUCAUGAAGAUGGAUAAAAACAGUCUGGAUUACUUUGCUUUGUCACACAAAUAAAAAAACUUCAUUAGGAGAAAUUAAUAGUAUUUGCAGAAAGCCAGUAGAUCACAGUCAUCACCAAUAAACUCAGUCUCAGAAGUACUUCAUAAAAGUUUGACUGACCUUCUGAAACACUGCUGGUGUGAAAAGGUUCUGUUUAGAGCUGAAUAUCCAUGAUGUUUGUUACCAAGUCACACCUCCUUCUUACAUAGAGAGGUUUGCCUACAGACGUAGCCGCUUCAGGUGUAAAACUACACUAUCCUGUGCAGAAGUGAGUCUUUGGUUCCCUAGAGCCUUUACUUGCUUACAUUGAGUAAAUGUUUAUUUGCAAAACCUACCAAGUGAAGUCAGGGGUGAUGUUCUCAGUUAAUUAAUCAUGCACUAGUUUGUUUGUCUUACUUCCAGUGACAGGAAGGAAUUUAUGGGCAGAGUUUCUUUGUCUCAGCAGCUGCUACCAAGUAACCAUUCAGAGACUUAUUAUUAAUUAUAAAUGCUCAGACAAUAGCCUAGGCUUGUCUCCAGCCAGCUCUUAAAACUUAAAUGAACCCGUUUCUAUUAAUCUAUGUGCUGUCCUGAAGCUAUAAACUUCCCAUGUUGCUUCUUCUGUGUCUGGCUCAAGAUCCCUCCGACUCUGCCCUUCUUCUUCCCAUCAUGCUCUCUGCCUAGCUAUCAGCCAAUAGGCUUUUUAUUAACAAUGAGAGCAACACAUAUCUACAGUGUACAAAGAUUUUUUUCCACAGCAGGAGUUUUUUUUUACUACAGGUUUAAAAAAUGUCAAGGAAAGAAAAUAAUCUCAACAGAGUUAGACUUUACGUUCAUCUAACCAAAUCAACUUUACAUAAAUUUAUUCUUUACUAUCUGUAAAAAAAGCAAUAAAUGCAAAAAAAGUUCAUAGUAAAAUGACAGGUUAUCGGUGUCAUUGUGCAAGUAAAGGUAGUUUCCCUCAAAGGUUGUGACCAUCCAGCAUUUCUCACAAUUCUCCUGGAUCUAGAUUAGGUACCAUGAGAUCUUCUAAGUAACUGGUAUUAUGACAUGGACUGUGUCCUGUCCAUCUCUGUGCCCUAAACAAAUGAGUAGCUCCAAAGAAAUAUGACAAUUUACCCACUGAUUCUUUUUACUGCUAGUCACAUGGUUGUUUACUCUUUCCUACUCCUUGUUAUUCUUAUUCUAUUUAUUCUCAGAUAUUAAAUUUGUUUAUUAUGUGCACUAUGUUUACUCUCCAUAGUAUGUGAGAACAUAUUGGCUUAUCUUAUGUAAUAAACUAGUCCUUUUGUUUACUCAA
Mesocricetus auratus (golden hamster) is the source of this 7675-nucleotide messenger RNA. It is a transcript of the gene Abcc9, whose product is annotated as ATP binding cassette subfamily C member 9. NCBI's taxonomy places the organism in Eukaryota, Metazoa, Chordata, Mammalia, Rodentia, Cricetidae. Gene Ontology annotation, cellular component: membrane. Gene Ontology annotation, biological process: potassium ion transport; transmembrane transport. The transcript has 40 exons. Bases 388 to 5034 code for a protein of 1548 amino acids. The record is from RefSeq and is a predicted model, not a curated record. Gene Ontology annotation, molecular function: ATP binding; sulfonylurea receptor activity; ABC-type transporter activity.